GGCCAACGCUUUAGUGGCGAGCUCUUAUUGUGAAGGCGAGAUGAGGCCGGUACAAUGCUUAGUCACGCUGAGUUACAGCUUUCUCCUCCUUUCUGUGUGGUUCGCAGCUCGGCAGACCGCGAUGGAGGAAUUGUUCUAGACUACGCUGUCAGCUGAACCAACUGCUUCUUGGUAAAUAAACAAACAAAUAGGUGGGCAUCCUCAAGGAAGGCUUCUCCAGAGAAAACAACGAAACACCGCUACCACUUCAUUCCUAAAGGCUCAACUGCCUCACCUAGAGUCUCAGACUCUGAAUAGCUCUUUUGAAGACAGCUUUGAUUAUUACUUUUUGUAACAAAGCAACAGAUUUGACUUUUUUUUUUUUUUUUUUUUCUUAAUCACUGUGCAAGAUUGAUCUGCACAGUUUGUGAAUCUGGCACAGCUCUUGAGUUGUUUGAUUGAAGACUUUUUGAGCAGUCAAAAUAUAUUUGAUUAGAAGACUCAGAGGAAGACAAGAUAACAGAGACGUACUGCAAACUGACUGUUUUUAUUGCCGGGUAUGAUUAAUACGUUUCUGCUGAAAUCAUAGAGAAGUGGAACGGAAAGCAACCGUGUUGCCAACACAAACAACUGAUCUGAGUCUGGAGCAGUUCUUACUUUGCCUGCUAUUCUCUAACUCUUUCAACCUUCAAACAAAACCAGAGGGACCCUUAAUUCAAAGCAUUCUAAUUAUGUUGGAAAUGCAGCAUAUAUUUGUACAUGCAGCCAUGAGUGGCAGCUCGCAUUCAACGCUCUAGUAAUGCCAUAACGGGCCGAAUGGCUGGACUGAAGUACUGAACAGAGCAAGGAAAUCCCCAUGUCUUUAUAAGCCAGACAUAACUCUUUUACUCAUAGAAAAGUCAGGAGAGCCUGGAGCUUCCUGUGUGGCUGUCUACCAAAUUCCUCAAAUUAAAUUCUUUUUUUAUUUCAACCCAUGCCUGCAUGUGGUGCAAGGAUGCCCCAUAACGCCGUCCACUGUUCUUGAGAAAGCGACCGAAGAGGAGGAGAAAAGGUAGGAAAUGACAGAGUGUUUGACAGAAUACAAAGCGCUGGUGACUCCGUCCACGCGCAAUGGCCACCGCGUCUUCAGCUACACGCUCGAGAGCCACACGUCAGCCGCCUUCGCCAUCAUGAACGAGCUGCGCCUGGAGCGGCAGCUGUGCGACGUCACGCUGCGCGUGCGCUACAAGGACCUGGAGGCGGUGGACUUUGUGGCUCACAAGGUGGUGUUGGCCUCCUCAUCCCCGGUCUUCAGGGCCAUGUUCACCAACGGCCUGAAGGAGUGCGGUAUGGAGUUGGUGCCCAUCGAAGGAAUUCACCCCAGGGUUAUGGACAGACUGAUAGAGUUUGCCUACACAGCCAGCAUCUCUGUGGGUGAGAAGUGUGUCAUCCAUGUGAUGAAUGGUGCUGUCAUGUACCAGAUAGACAGCGUGGUCAAGGCCUGCUGUGAUUUCCUCGUCCAGCAGCUUGACCCCAGCAACGCCAUUGGCAUUGCCAGCUUUGCAGAGCAGAUCGGUUGCACAGAGCUCCACCAGAAGGCCAGAGAAUACAUCUACAUGAACUUCAGCCAGGUAGCAACCCAAGAGGAAUUCUUCAACUUGUCCCACUGCCAGCUGGUCAACCUGAUCAGCCGCGACGAGCUCAACGUGCGCUGUGAGUCUGAAGUCUUCCAGGCGUGCGUGGCCUGGGUACGCUACGACCGGGAGAACCGGCGACCGUACGUCCAAGCCUUACUCCAGGCUGUCCGCUGCCAUUCCCUCACCCCCAACUUCCUGCAGACCCAGCUUCAGUCUCUGGACUGGGACCCACAGUGUAAAGACUACCUGGCUCAGAUCUUCCAGGACCUCACCCUCCACAAACCCACCAAAGUGAUUUCUUGCAGAACUCCCAAGGUGCCGCAGCUCAUCUACACAGCAGGGGGUUAUUUCCGUCAGUCGCUCAGCUACCUGGAGGCUUACAAUCCUUGCACGGGAACCUGGCUGAGGCUUGCCGACCUGCAGGUACCCCGAAGCGGCUUGGCCGCCUGUGUGAUCAGCGGGCUUUUCUAUGCUGUUGGUGGAAGAAACAACGCGCCUGAUGGCAACAUGGACUCAAAUGCUUUAGACUGUUACAAUCCUAUGAACAACUGCUGGCUGCCGUGCGCACCCAUGAGCGUGCCCAGGAACCGAAUCGGAGUCGGAGUCAUCGAUGGCAUGGUAUAUGCAGUUGGUGGAUCACAUGGGUGCAUUCAUCAUAAUAGUGUGGAAAGGUAUGAUCCAGAAAAGGAUCAGUGGCAGCUGGUAGCCCCGAUGUUAACACGGCGUAUCGGUGUGGGUGUGGCAGUCAUCAACCGGCUGCUCUACGCUGUGGGGGGGUUCGACGGGGCCAACCGGCUCAGCUCCUGUGAGUGCUACAACCCUGAGAAGGAUGAAUGGAAGACCAUGGCCCCCAUGAACACUGUUCGCUCCGGAGCUGGUGUGUGUGCACUUGGCAAUCAGAUCUUUGUGAUGGGCGGAUACGACGGCACCAACCAGCUGAACACGGUGGAGCGCUAUGAUGUAGAAACCGAUACAUGGAGCUUUGCUGCCUCCAUGAGGCACAGACGCAGUGCUCUGGGAGUCACUGCGCUGCAUGGACGCAUCUAUGUGUUGGGAGGUUACGAUGGCAGCACUUUCCUCGACAGUGUGGAGUGUUACGACCCAGAGCAGGACACUUGGUCAGAGGUGACCCACAUGACUUCAGGGCGGAGCGGCGUGGGAGUGGCUGUCACCAUGGAGCCCUGCCAAAAGGAUGUAUCGCAGUGUCAGGCGUGUGACAGUGGAAGAACCAGUGGCAAGGCGGACCCUUAGGCAAAUGCACGUGAAGAUCUGAGCAGGACCCGAUCCACACACAUGCACAACAAGCAUCUCAAAACUGACCUGUGAAAACUGGUCAUUUAAAUUGAGUAUUGUUAUAAGAUCCAGACGGUCCAGCUGUGUGCUCCAAUGCGGCAUUUAAAGCCCUCAGCUAGAUUAUCAUUUCUAAAGUUCAAGAAAAGGGCUCCAUAGUAAAAAGGUCACUUUACUGGCCCGAUGAGUCAUCAGGGGCUCUUUAUUGCAUUUAAAGAGCAAACUAAAUCUGAUAGGUGAAGGAAAUACUUCAAGCGAUCAGAUUAUGUAAACAAAACGUAGCAUUUGUGUGUGUGCGUGCGUGUGUGUGUAUAGGCAGCAAUCAAAGUGCCAUUACAAUGCCUGUGGGCAUUAUCACUAUGUCAGUAUAUUCUCCUGAGGUGCUUGUGUGGGAAGGUACAGGCUGAGUCACUGUGUGGAAAUUAGUGUUAACCCAGACAGCCGCAAGAUGAAGAUCAUACAGUGGGCCUCAUGCAAGAACUUGUUUGACGUGCUUAUACAGGCCAUCUUAUUCCAGUCCAAUAGUUCUUUACAAAAUCACAAUCUGCACGUUUAAAAAUAAAUAAAUAAAUGAAGAAGAAGAAGAAUUUAAGCUCCUGAUGUUGGAUAUUGAGUGUCGGUCCAGUACUAGCAGUCCAAAAAACUGUAAUAACAGGAGAUUUUUGAUACAGAGUUAAGGUAUGUGAGCACAGGAACCAUUAUCUCCCUCCUGUUUAUUGUAAAUGUAGACAGUUAUUUGCUGUAGUAAUGUACAUGUUUAAACUCACCCUCUGUUUAUUUGCAUAAAAAUGAGUUCUAAUCUAUUUUUAUUUAAAGUAGACAUCCUGUAUGACGCCUGUGAAGGCACGCGGAAGAUAUUUAAAUCGGUUGUUGUUGAUCUAAACUGAAGACAGAUUCUGCAGCUCCAGAGCUCUUAUCCCACCUUAAAUAUUUUCAAAAACAUUUUGGGUUACUGGAUCACACACAAGAAUAUACCUGUGAUAUAAAAGAGGGUUUUCAAGCAAGCUGGCACAAUGGUUCCAGUUUGAAAUCCAAGAACAAACAGCCUGUGCGAGGCAUUUGGUGUUAGUGUGAUCCCUCGCCUGUAACACCACCCAUGACGUGUGCUGUUAGAUUCCAAGAAGAAAUACUUUGGCCUUUCUUACAUGACUACCUGAUGCUCGGCUGCCGGUUUAUUUUGGUAGGCACGGCUAAAACUAACAGUCCUGCAGUAAAUCCAUCUUUCACAGUGGGUUUCUACUGUUUUGUCGCUUUUCAGUGAUCUUAAUUGGGCAAAAUAAUAAACGCCUGUCACUUUGGUGCAUAACACUUCCACAGAAUGACCACCUUUUUAUGGAACCACUUAAUCAGAAAUUACAACCUUCAUGAAGGUAGGAUUUAUUGCAGGAUGUCAUAUUAUAGAGCAUUAGAUCUAGUUAAGUGUGUAUAAUCAUAAACUGGCAGCUGAGUUUCUGUUCCUUCAACUGUCAUUAUGCAGCUGUACGGGUGUGGGGAAAAAUGUGCAUGCACCUGCCGAAUUGUAUAAAUUGUCAUCUCAGAUUAUGGUCGAAAAGAUCUGCUUUAAGCAAGUGGUUCUUGCAUCAGGCCCAUUGUCACAAAUUCAAGUGUUGAUACAAGAGUCUGCAUAGUAACAAAUGUGUCCUUUAACUGAUUGCGUAAAAUGUGAAACUUUAGUAAAAUACUGAGCAAUGCUUCUUCUCGGGCUCCCUGAUUGUCAUCCAGUGGGAUCGGUGUGUAAAACGCCAACAGAAUGAAGAAAUUAGUUUAGGCUGCGUUUAGAGGAAUCAAUACUGUAGCAUUUAAAAAGCCUGGAUUCAAACAUCUCACUGAAUGUGUGGUUUUUGGUUUUGUUUUUUUUUAAUAUAAAAAAAAAACACUAUUUACUGACAGAAAUGAGACCCUCCCACCUGCAGUAAAAAAAUAAAAUAAAAUUGGGUUUUCACAUCCUUGAGACCUCAGACACAGAAAUGACCAUGUUUGUGCAUUAGUGUUCAAAUAUUGUAUACUAAUGAUUUAAAAAAAACAAAAACAAAAAAAACCCUUGCUUAAAAAAUGUAUUUGUAACAGCGGUUUAAGCUACAAAAGUUUUUAAGUGAUGUUUUGUACAUUGAUAUUCUACAAAGUCUUGUACAGGAAUUCAGAGCUCACUUUUUUAUUUAUUUGUUCAGGUCCUUUGUGAUUUUUCUUCUUCCUCUAAACUGACAUCAGCUUUGUAUUAAAUUGGACUCUGGUGUAGUGUUUUAAUAACUAGCAUGCAUUGUAACAAACUAGGAAUGCCUGUUAAUGCUGAUUUUGGAUGUUUGUUUAAAAAAAACAACAACAAAAAAAACAAAAAAAUGAGAAACCGACGCUUCACCUUGAAAGGGACCUUUUUUUCUCCCCUGUCCAAUGGUUGGAUUAGAGAUGAAAAUAUUUAACAUCUGCUUUGUACAUUUCUCCCCCCAAGCAAGAACUACCCUGUACAAUAAUGCACUGUUAAUUAAAAUAUGUUUAUUGCA
This is a messenger RNA of Oreochromis niloticus (Nile tilapia), 5383 nucleotides long. RefSeq names its product kelch-like ECH-associated protein 1b (gene keap1b). Gene Ontology annotation, molecular function: protein binding. The coding region runs from base 1038 to 2846 and encodes 602 amino acids. The transcript has 7 exons. The record is from RefSeq and is a predicted model, not a curated record. NCBI's taxonomy places the organism in Eukaryota, Metazoa, Chordata, Actinopteri, Cichliformes, Cichlidae.